AUGAAAGGCCGCGGAUGUGCUAAUCAAACAUUCACACUAAAGGGGAACAACUUUAAAUAUCAGCAACCCAAUGUCACAUGUUUUAUCGAAUUUGCAGCUGCCUUUGAUUCAAUUAACGGCGCCUUGGAUAAUGAUAGAACGCGACGGUCUUGGUUGGAUCUCGUUUUUGACGCUAUCAUAAGAUUUAAUAACGAAAUACGUGUUAAUUGUUGUGGUGGGCGAAAAAGAACUCUAACUAGCCAAAACGGUGAUCGUACUAUUAAUGCAAGUGGUAUUUGA
Messenger RNA from Dracunculus medinensis (Guinea worm), 279 nucleotides. The record is from the annotation of a GenBank genome assembly. NCBI's taxonomy places the organism in Eukaryota, Metazoa, Nematoda, Chromadorea, Rhabditida, Dracunculidae.